Molecule: messenger RNA, 9803 nt
Organism: Cinara cedri
Lineage: Eukaryota; Metazoa; Arthropoda; Insecta; Hemiptera; Aphididae
Source: the annotation of a GenBank genome assembly
CCAGUGUACACUGAGAUACAUAAUAAAAUGAUAUAUUAUUAUCUAUCUUAGUGCCCGUAUAUCUUUAAUCAUGGUCUGACCUUAUCAGCUCUUAUACCCGUGGUUUGUAAGAUCACAUUCAUGUCUCAUGUGUUUACCGCAUUUUGUUUUCUCCUGUUUGUAUUAAACUACUGUCUGACAUUCGUGUUUUCUCUUCUAUACUCUGUGAUUCGAUUACUGCCAAUGCUGUCACAAAGGCUGAUAAUCGAAUCAGAAUAUUAUGAGCUUCGUGUUUAUGACUUAUGUACCUACCAACAUAAGAAUGUUUACCUAUUUUGGGUAAUUGAUAUUUGAAUUUAGUAGGCGUUUAAUAAGUAAGUGAACAUUUUUAUAUUCAAAAAUAAGCUAUUACACAUUUUUAGAAAUUCUAGAAAUUAUGUAAAAAAUAUGCCAAAUUAUCGAAAUGCAUAUAUUUCUAUGUGUCCCAUCAAACCAUUGUCCCACUAUUGGAUUUUCGAUUUUUCUUCUCUGUAGUACAACCACAGAGAAUUUUGAGGUUUUCAGUUUGAUUCUUUUGAAUUAUAUUCCGUGUAUAAUUAGGAUUGGCCACGAUUAUUUUUAAAAUGUAUGAUUUCAAUUAAAAUAAAUGUUUUCUUAUGUAUACUUGUUGCUAUAUUGGUAUGCUUAAUGUUGGCAUUUACUUGGUGUUUUAACUCUUUCCCCUACCAAAUAUUGAUCAUAUAGAUAAUCUAGAUUAUAAUUAUUUUAUUAAAUUACAUUUUCAUAGUAAUAUACCUAAUUUAAAUUUUGUAUUCAUCUAAAAUUUAACCUAAUUUAAUAUAAUAUUUCAGAAUAUCAUAUUUACUUUAAGUACUUAUUCAAACAUUAGAGCAUAUAACCUAAAUUCUGAAUAGUGGGUUCUUACUAUCUAUGUAGGUACCAAAAGGUUUAUGGUAUCUAAUAUUAUUAUUAGCGUAUGGCAAGUAAUAAAACUGUAUCCAAUAAUUAUGUGUGGUUGGGAAAUAUCCUGUUGGUGAAACCUAUGUCCAAUUUUUGUCUUUAAGGACGUUCUUAAAAUGCCCCUUAAAAUAGUUGGUUAAUGCUAACUGUAAAUAAAUCAAUAGAAUUUUACCAGUGUACAACAUAUUGAACAUCCAGUUAACAAUAAUGGACAUUAUAAGAAAACAGCAAUUAGUAUCAUACAAAAAUGUAAUAUUUAUAAAUAAAAAUGUAUUAAUCUUCAUUAAUUUUAUUAUAUUUUCAGGUUAAAACCAUUCUAGAUUUGUUUACAACUUAAGGUACAAUAACAAUAUUACUUCAGUAAGUAAUCAUUUUAUAAAAUAUAGUAUAGAAACCUAAAAUAUGACAUGAAAAAGUGUUAAACAAAUUUUAAACAAUUUAGAAUUGCUCAUUAAUAAGAGUACCAAAAAAUGAACUUUAAACAAAAGAAAACAAAAGAGUCUAUUAAAAUUAUUGAAAAUUGCAGUUCUAAUGAGAAUGAAAUUAAAAAAAAAAAACGUAAAAGAACUUUGCAUGCAGAUACCCCAUUGGGGAUUUGUUCUGAUAUAAAUAACACACAUUUUGAGAUAAAUUCAACAAAAAAAAAUAAAAAAAGGAAACUGAACAUAGAUAAUUUAGGAAUGAUUCCAGAUAAGAGCACAGAAGAAAUUGCCAUUAAAAAGGAAACAGUUGGAUUUAUUAAAAAAGUUGAAAAUUGUAGUUUUAAAGCAAAUGAAAUUAAAAAAAAAAAGGGUAAAAGAACUGCCUUUCCAGAUUCAUUAUUUGAAAAUAAUUCUGUAAAAAACAAUACAAGGUUUGAAGUAAUGAUACCAACAAAAAAGUCUAAAUUUAAAACAAACAUAGAUAAUGUAGAAAUCAACAUCAAUAAUAGCACAGAAGAAAUGACUAUUAAUCAAGACACAGAAGAAUCUAUUAUAAAUAAUGAAAAUUAUAGUUCUAAUGAAAAUAAAAAAAAACAUAAGAUACCUGUUCCUACAGGUGCAUCAUUGGAAAAUAAUUCUGAUAUAAAUUAUAGAAGUUUAGAAGUAACUCCCACCAAAAAAAAGAAAAGAAGUAAAAUUAAUUUAGAUACUUCAGAUAACAGGAUAGAAGAUACAACUAGAUUUCAACAAGAGACAGAAGAACUUAUUCAAAAUGUUGAAAAUUGUAGUUUUAAAGCAAAUAAAAUUAAAAAAAAAAAGGGUAAAAGAACUGCCUUUCCAGAUUCAUUUUUUGAAAAUAAUUCUGUAAAAAGCAAUACAAGGUUUGAAGUAAUGAUACCAAAAAAAAAGUCUAAAUAUAAAACAAAUGCAGAUAAUGUAGAAAUCAACAUCAAUAAUAGCACAGAAGAAAUGACAAAUAAUCAAGAAACCGAAGAGUCUAUUAUAAAUAUUGAAAAUCAUAGUUCUAAAGAAAAUAAAAAAAAACAUAUGACACUUGUCCCUACUGGUGCAUUAUUGGAAAAUAAUUCUGAUAUAAAUUAUAGAAGUUUAGAAGUAACACCCACCAAAAAAAAGAAAAGAAGGAAAAUUAAUUUGGAUAGUUCAGAUAUUAAAAUCGAUAAAAGGAUAGAAGAAACAACUAGAUUUCAACAAGAGACAGAAGAACUUAUUCAAAAUGUUGAAAAUUGUACAUUUAAAGCAAAUGAAAUUAAAAAAAAAAAGGGUAAAAAAACUGCCUUUCCAGAUUCAUUAUUUGAAAAUAAUUCUGAAAAAAACAAUGCAAGGUUUGAGGUAAUGACACCAAAAAAAAAGUCAAAAUAUAAAACAAAUGCAGAUAAUGUAGAAAUCAAUAUCAAUAAUAGCACAGAAGAAAUGACUAUUAAUCAAGACACAGAAGAAUCUAUUAUUAAUAAUGAAAAUAAAAAAAAACAUAAGACACCUGUUCCUACAGGUGCAAUAAUGGAAAAUAAUUCUGAUAUAAAUUACAGAAGUUUAGAAGUAACCCCCACCAAAAAAAAGAAAAGAAGGAAAAUUAAUUUGGAUAGUACAGAUAUUAAAAUCGAUAAAAGGAUAGAAGAAACAACUAGACUUCAACAAGAGACAGAAGAACUUAUUCAAAAUGUUGAAAAUUGUACAUUUAAAGCAAAUGAAAUUACAAAAAAUGAGGGUAAAAUAACUGAUUGUCCAGAUAUACCAUUUGAAAAUAAUUCUGUAAAAAGCAAUGCAAGGUUUGAGGUAAUGACACCAAAAAAAAAGUCUAAAUAUAAAACAAAUGCAGAUAAUGUAGAAAUCAACAUCAAUGAUAGCACAGAAGAAAUGACAAAUAAUCAAGACACCGAAGAAUCUAUUAUUAAUAUUGAAAAUCAUAGUUCUAAAGAAAAUAAAAAAAAACAUAUGACACCUGUUCCUACCGGUGCAUCAUUGAAAAAUAAUUGUGAUAUAAAUUAUAGAAGUUUAGAAGAAUCCUCUACCAAAAAAAAUAAAAUUAAUUUGGAUAAUUUAGAAAUCAACAUCGAUAAAAGCAUAGAUGAAAUAACAAAAUUUCAACAAGAGACAGAAGAAUUUGUUAAAAAUGUUGAAAAUUGUAGUUUGAAAGCAAAUGAAAUUACAAAAAAUAAUGGUAAAAGAACUGAAUCUCCAGAUUCAUUAUUUGAAAAUAAUUCUGAAAAAAACAAUACAAGGUUUGAGGUAAUGACACCAAAAAAAAAUUCUAAAUAUAAAACAAAUAUAGAUAAUUCAGAAGUCAACAUCAAUAUUAGCACAGAAGAAAUGUUUAUUAAUCAAGACACAGAAGAUUCUAUUGUAAAUAUUGAAAAUCAUAGUUCUAAUGAGAAUGAAAUUAAAAAUAAUAAACAUAAGAGGACCGUCCUUACAAGUGAAUCAUUGAAAAAUAAUUCUGAAAAAAGUAAUACAAGUUUUAAAAAAAAAUGUAUAUCAAAUAAUACAAAUUCUAAUAAUUUGUCUAAUAGGAAGAUUAGAAAGUUAAAUAAUAACAUUACUACUUCUGAUAGUCCUAUAUGCCAAUUAGAUAGUGAUCUGAGUGAUAUACUAAAUUGUAUUGAAAUGUUAGAAUCGAAUGAAGAAGUUAAUUCGUCGGAUACUACUGAAAUGAAAUUUAAUUAUAAUUAUUAUCACUUAAUUGACUUUCUUACUUCAUCUGAUCCUUCAUUAGAAGCACGUUCAGAUUCUGCAUUUAUACUAUCAGAUUUAUCUAACCAAAUUCGGAAAUGUAUUAAUCAGCAUUACAAAGUAGUAAAAAAAUGGGAAAUUGAACUAUUAAGAUUUAUUGGACAAAAAAUAUUGACAAAAAUUUUAGCAAAAUAUAAUAGUGCUGAGGUAUUAUAUUAUUGUAUCUAAUAUUGUAGAAUAUAACAAUAUAAUUUAUCAUUUGUAUAUAUUAUGUUUAGAAUAUUAUGGAUUUAUGUAUUCAAGUGGCAAAUACAAAUCCACUACAUUAUGUAGAAACUAAAUUAUCAAGACAACCAAAAAAGGAAGAACUAGAUAAAAUUAGAAAACAAUUCCCAUUAUUAAAGUUAGGUGUAUUCAAUAAAGAUGAAGAUAAUAUUAUUCGAGAGUAUUGGUCUAAAUUUCAACAGGUAAAUGUUUUUUAUUUGUUUGUUUAUGUGAUAGCGUUAAUAUGGUUUGAAAUGAAAUCGUUUUGAAACUAAAACUUAUUUUUGUCAUCUAAAUACCAAACCAGUUAAAAAAAAAAAAUAAUAUAAUUUUAAAAUUAAAAUACUCACAUUAAAUAUAGACUUAUUAACUAAUGAUUUUAAAAAAUCAAAAAAGGUGUUUAAAACAGUUUGUAAAAUAAACAUAUAAAUUUGUUUUUUAAAUUUUAUCAGUUUAUGUUUAUGCAUUGCAUACUUAGAUCUAUGGGCUCAAAUACAUAUAGUUGCAUGGUCAAUUAUUAUUAUGCAUUGAUGUCACAUCUCAAUUUCUCAUUUUAAUAUUACAUUAUAUACUUACUUUAAAAUUAAAUAUUAAAUUAUAAAUAAGAUUUUAUUAUUACUAGAUAACAUUUUAUAUGAAAUCUGUUAACAAAAUAUUCCCUCAAUUGGUUAUAUUGGUACCUAUAUAAACAGACAAUAGAUAUUGAGCUAAACUGUAUUAAUAAAUUCAAACCAUUUUAAGACAAUCAUAAACAUUUCAAUAAUACCUUUAUAAAUAUACCUGUGAUUCUUUUAUCCUUGAACACUCAUUAGUUCUAAAAGUAUUGACUAUGUAUGAAUGUACGAAUGUAUUUUUUUUUUUUGGAAAAUUAAGAAACAAAUAUUUCCAAAAUGUUACAUUAUCAUUUUUUUUUCUCCCUUAUUUUAGGGGGUGAAACCUAACUUAGGACUACCUACUUAUGACAAAAGAACACCGAUUAUAAUUAAAAAUGAUUUAAUGCAAAUUGUUCAUCGUACUAUAUUUUUAUAUUUAUUUUACAAAAUGUAUAUUAAAUUAAAUUGGUUUUCUAGGAAUACAAUAUUUCAGAUGUUAAACCAUUCUUAUUAAAUGGUUUGAAAAUGGCUUCUUUAUCUUCUCAUGAAAAAUUCAAUUUUUUUCGUUAUAUAUCAGCUGGACUUCCUAAUCGGUUAUUAUAUUCAGUAUAUAAUAGGUUCAAUGUACUGUUCGAUGAAAAAGUAGAUCGUUUAAGGUAAAUAUAGUAGUUGUUGUAUAUUUAUUAUCAAAAGUUUAUAAUUUCAGUGCUUAACUAAAGAACCUACGAGUCAGUUUUUUUUUUUAUACUUAUUAUUUGUCACAUUUUUUAUAAAAUAUCGAAUUUGAUUACUUUUUUCAUUAUACAUAUACAUACAUUUUAAAUUUUUAAAGGAAAAGUUAUAAAAUAUUACUAUAGGUAGUAUUUUUAAAUUUAAUUCCAUUAAAUUAUUUUUUAAAUCAUUAUCUUUUUUUAUUUAUUUCUAUUUUCACACUAACUACCUUAAUGAGUGCUAUUACGAUAUACUUACACAUCAUUGAUCAUGAAUUUAAUAAUACAUUUUUGUUGAUAUGAGAUACAAUUAUCUAUUCAGAUAGCUAAGGUAACAAUAAAUAUACAGAGAAUAUACAUAUACCAUCAAUUUUAUUUAAUAUUGUAUGUGUUAUACUCUUAUACUUAUAAUAAUAACUAAUUUUUAUAUAGUUUUUUAAAAUUUAUUGUAAGUACUCAAUUUGCUCCUUAUAUUUAGUCAUAGUAAAUGGUUGAAAUAAAAUAUUGUUAAAUUAUUUCAAAUAUUAGUUCUUAUUAUUUACUAUCUAUUUUAAAUUCUGAGUGUAGCAAAAAAUAUAUUGAUUCUAAAAAGAUGUUCAUUAUUUUUUUUUAUGUGCACAUUUUUUGAAAGUGUACUCUGGUGUAUAUGACCAUUUUUGUGAGCAAAUUUUCUUGAGGUGGUACUUUAGGGGGGUAAUUUUUUAAUUUUUUCAGGAUUUUUACCAAUAAAAGGGAAAAAACGGGAAAAUAGGUAUAAUAUUAAAUAUUAUUAAAGAAAAUAUAUAAUACCUAUGUAAUUAUUUUACCAUAUUGUUGACAAAAUAAUACUAUUAACUAGCAGCAAUAGUUUAUCACUGCUUAUUGGUAUACAUUAAAUAGUCCUCUAUUAUUUUCUUAACUUUACACUUACAAUAGUAGCCCAUUCAUAUGGGAAGUUUGUCUGUCAUUUUCGAUACUGAUAUUGGAGCCAAACAAUUUAACAAACCCACACAUACUAAACCAAUAUAUUUUCUACAUGUACAUACUUAGGAUCAAAAAAGUAAUCUAAUCUUUAAAAAAAUUAUUUUGAUAUUUUUCAAAUUUUGCUCUAUAUAAUUUUUUUAAUUUCAUAUAUACAUUUUCUAUUUAUAAUAAUUGUUAAUGUUUUUUAUUUAAAGUUUUUCAGAAGAAGAAGACAAAAUAAUACAGAGAGUUGUUGAUUUUGAUGCAAUUAAAAAUAAUUUUUCAGUCUUAAGUUUACUUUUAAAUAGAACUAGGCUACAACUUUAUAGAAGAGUGAAUACUUUAAAAAUGCAACCUUUACGUCAAUGUGAGCUAAGUUAUACUUUUUAGUCCUUUUUAUAGCAUUCUAAAUAAAUAUUAUUUCAAUUAUUGUUGUCUUUAUAUUUAUUAGAUCGCAUAUAUUGGAAUAUUACUCAACACCAAGAAUUAUUCACAAACAUCUUAAUAGAAACAGAGACUGAAAAUUGGAAAGACUUAAAAAAUAUGACUAUAAAAAAAAAUACAUGGAUUGCUAUUACAGAACGUUGUAGUAAAAAUAUUAAUAAUUAUGAAAAAAAUAGAACCCAAUGGAAAUUUUUAUCGACUAUGUUGUUUUGUGAAAAACCAAUAGUAUACUCGACCUUAAAAUCUACAAUAUUUCAAUAGUAAGUAAAAAUUUUGUUUUAAAACACUUGGCCAUUUAUAUAAUAUUCUGCUAAAUUUUAAUUAUUAUAUAAUGGGUUGGGUGUUAACUUUUAAAAUUCAAAUGGGAACCAAUAUUGAAAAUACCAUAAAUAAAUUUUGGUGUUGAAAUUUUUGAUUUCCGUCAACCCGUUGAUGAGAUAUUCAACUUCUUAGUUUAGAUAGGAGGAAAGUGAUUGCUUGUGUAGUGGCAUGGCAAGGCGCGUGGCGUUUGAAUAUUAUAAUUUUGAUUAUGAUAACAUGAAAUGUUUUUUAAACAAAAAAGGUAUUCGAAAAAAUAUUGUUAAGGGAACGGCAUUUCUAAAAUCUUUCAUCUGGGGUCUGUAAUCUACAAAAGGCAAAGCACCGGUGGUCUAUGGUAUGUCUUCGACAAAAUGGCCGCCAUUCGUUAUCUAAGAAGUGACUGUUUACAAAUUAAACUGAUAUGGUAAGUGAUAAGAUAUUAUUUUGGAGGGCUGUAAUUUAGUUUUACUGUUUAAUGUACUUAAUAUUUAGAUAUAAUAUCAUUUCUUAUCAAUACUAUAAAACAUAAAAAUUCACCUCUUAGAUGAAGAUGGCAGCAAUUUUAUUGGCGACAAUAAUAGUACCUAAGUCAGUCAUCUAAAAAAAAUUGAUACAUAGAUAUUUUUUCAUGGCUCCAAAUGUAAUUAUUAGGUCGCGAAAGUCGCGUUAUACUAGCGCCCCUUAUACGAUACCCUCAAUUUUCAAAAUAUCCUAAUAUUUAGCAUAUUUAUAAUAUAAUAUAUCCGUGGUUAUAAAACAAACAUUUAUUACCAAGUUCACCACAUAAUUAAUCAUAUUAUUAAUAAUAUUAUAAUUGAUAUAAUUUGAGUAUUUACGGCUAUUUUACAUUAAAUUAUAAAAUUAUUUAUAUUCAUUUUAAUUAAUCUGAUAUUGUUAAUACAUGUUCAAGUGGUGAAGGAGUAAAUAAGUAUAUGGUAUCAAAUGUUUUUAUUAUUUUUUAUUUACAUUAAAAUAUUAUAAACACAUGUUGAAGGUUAAAUAGCAAAAAAAAAAAAAAACAUGAUACAUGUAUACCACAGAUAUCUGUGCUGUAUACUAAAACAAACUCUGUACCUCAGAACCAGAUGAAUGCAAAUCCAAAAAUUAUUAUUUAGAUUAUUACAUUUUUUUGCUUGCAAUAUGUAUUUUCUACCGAGUCAUAAUUACGGAAGUCUUAUAAAAAUACUUCUAUAAUUUUACCAGGGUUAUACGAGUGUAAGUUCUGAUAUACGGCAGGAAACAUAUUCAUUUUUUUAGUUUUAUUCUAAAAAUAUAUUUACAAUUGAGUUAAGAAUAAUACUGUUUCUUUAGAUAUAUUUGAAAAAAUUGUAUAAGACAACAUAGUUAUGCUAGAAGUAAUGAAAAUUAAAAAUUACAUUAGGGUAUAAUAGUUAUCUGUAUUAAUUUUUCAAAUAAAUUAAAGCCAAUGAAUAAUAUUUGUAUUUAUUUAGUUAUUUCUUAUUGUUAAUACUAAUUUACUACGGUAGUAUUAUGGUAUAAGAGUUCUAUAAUGACUGUAGAGAGCGCUAGUAUGAUGUGACUUUUAGUCAGAUUUGAUUAGAAAAUUUGUCAUGAUUCAAUAUGAGCGGUCUUGCAACCAUAGUAUCUAUAUCCAUAGAUAAUAUAUAAUGGAUAGGCUAUGUAUAUACAAUCAAUAAUACAUCAUAUCUUCUAUCCUACUUUCCUUUCCUUAAGUUAACUUAUUCCAGAUUUUCUCCUAUUGAAGUUUCAUAAUCUGCUAACAUCAUGGACCCAUGGUACCUCUUCUUAUCUGUUGUCUUCACUCACAUCUGAAAUAAGAUAAUUCGCCCAAGUCUUGUUAAAAAUUACAUAUAAUCUUUGUAUGUUAAUUUUUUUUAUGGGUAUUAAACCUCCAAUUGUUUGUAUAGCCAUAUUAUAUUUUAGUCCUCAAUUACCAUUCUAUAAUUUAAAAUUUUGAGAUAUCAAACCAAAAAUUACUGUUUUAUUAGUUGUUUCUUUUAAUUUUGUUUAUAUUACAUUUUUAAUAAUUUUAUAAUUUAUAUUAUUUGUUUGUUUGUUUUAGCUUACUUAAAUUAAAUCCUGAAAAUUGGUCAGAUAUAGAUUGGGUAAAAAUAACUAAUACAUUUUACCCAGGCGCAUGUAGUAAAGUAAUUGUUACAUUGUAUUAUAGAUUAGUUUUUGAAAAACUUCCUUGGGAAGAACGAACCAAUGUUAGAGGUAACUUUAUAUUUAGUUUAAUUUUUAAUUUUGUUUGAAAUAUUACUAAUAUGAGUAGUAAAAUAUACAAUUUUUUUUUUAUUUAUAGAUUGUUUAAAAUAUUUAUCAAAUAAUGCGGAUGAUUACAUUAACAAUGAAAAUAAUAAUAAAGUAUUUCCAAGGCUUACAGUUGAAGAUCAUAAUGUAUUAGUUAAGAUUGAAUAAAAUCUUAUCAAUGUUUAUAUUAUUUGUGGCUUAUUAAUUUUUCCAAAUUAAAAACUAAAAUAACUAAUUUAAUUGAUAUAAUAUAUUGCAUCAAUGAU